CUCCCGUGCGUUUUUGAACCAUGGCGACUCCUGGCGGCGGCGGCGGCGGCGGCCGUCUCCGCGUCCUGGCUGGCGGCAGCGACCCUAGCAGCGGAGGCGGCGAUGGCGAGUCCGACAGAGGCUGUUGUAUGAGGGCGGCGAGGAGGAGCAGUGCAGCGCUGGCGUCGAUUCAGAGCAGCUCCCGUUGCUACUGUCAGCGUUGCCGUCGCUAGCCGAAUCGCAGAGAGCUUGGUCGUCGGCGGGCAACACCUCCAGCGAUAAUCCGUUCAGCCACUACGUCUCCGACGGCAGGCAAGAAUCUGAGAUUUGGGAGCUGUUUAUUCAAUUUGAUGGUGCCGAAUUUGUUCAAAAAUCAAUGGAACGUUCAGAUGUUAGAUAUCUCAAUUUGCUGUCAGUAAUGGAGAAGGAAGGGUAUGGCUUAUGUGAUUCAGUGUACUAUGUUAAAGAUGAAGGGGAGGGGCUGCAAGGGCUAGAUUUAGUAGAUAGCCAAGUUAAGGUGGAUGAGAUGAUUAGGAAGUAUGAUAGCAGCAAGAAAUUGGUACUAACAGUGAUGAGGGACAAAAGGAAACAAGCUGAUAUUGCUAAAUCAUAUCCAAGUUUCAUUGAUCUAGGGGGAGGGGUGGACCAGUCCAUUCCUUAUCAGGUUCAGACACAGGAUAGUGUGUGCUACCAGCCAUUGCACACCAAUGAUCAGCCCAGCGCUCACCAGUUCAGUACACAAAAUAGUUUUAUAUGUGAGAAUGUGCAAACUCAAAUUGAUGAAAAUCCUUUUCCUGAAGAAGAUGAUGGAGAGGCAUCUGAUGAUAGCUACAUUUGCUGGGAUGAACGACAGUGUGAUCCAAUGUAUGCAGAGGAGAAAAGCAGGAAAGAGGAAGAGGAACUGAAGGCAAUUAUUGCAGAGAUGAAGAGGAAGAGAGAAGACCCCAUGCUGCACUAUGAGGGUGAGACAGAUGUUGAGGACAUUUUUGUCAAUGAUGAUGAAAGUUUUGAACAAAUUCCACCAGAGCAGCCCGUGAAGAAGAAAGUAAAGAGGCCGGGUCCUACACUGAGAUCACACUCUCAAGUAGUGAUACUGAUAUUCCAGAUUGGGCUCCUUGUGAUGAUGAAGAGGAAGUUGGUUUUAUGAAAAAGGAAGAUGAUGAUGGAUUUGAGCCACUUCCUUUUGUGCUGCCUAAAGGAAGAAAAUCAAGAGCAAAGAAACAAAAGGAAAGGGUCUGGUUGGAUCAAAACAGAUACUGAAGACAUCAUGCCACCAGGUUUCAAAGAUCACCAGAAGGGAAGAAAGCAGGAGAAAAGAAGAAAAGGCAAAUUUGAGGUGCCGAAACCUAAGGAAAAUUCUAGGAUGGCAACAAUCACUUGUAGCAAUUGCAAGUUGCAAGGCCACAAGUACACUAGCUGCUCAGUGCCUUUGAGGCCAGACCUUGCGAUAAGGAAAAAUAAUCACAAGGCUAGUAGAUCAAUGCCUGCUCCUGUGUCUCCUCCAUCUUCCUCCAGUUUUGCUACUGCACCUGCACCAAGGCCUCCUCCUACUGCUCCAAGAAACCCUACAGCUGCAUUUGCUGCUUCAAGGACUCCAUUUGCUGCUCCAAGACAUACUGGUUUCAGGUCAUAUUUUUCAGCUGGUGCAAAUGCCGGUGUUGGUAGAGAUGCAAAUGUGCCUCCUCUAGCUGGAAUUUCUUCUGCACGCCCUAGUUGUUCUGAUGUUCAGUGAGCAGUUGCUCUGAUGUUGCCCUGUUGCUCUAAUGUGUGUGUGAACUUGUGUGGGAACUUGCCUGUGUGUUAGAACUUGUGAUAGUUAUGCCUGUUAUUUUGUGAAAGACUUGUGACAGUUAUAUAUUACUUGUAGUACU
Molecule: messenger RNA, 1850 nt
Organism: Triticum dicoccoides
Lineage: Eukaryota; Viridiplantae; Streptophyta; Magnoliopsida; Poales; Poaceae
Exons: 3
Coding region: 356-1126 (256 amino acids)
Source: RefSeq, a predicted model, not a curated record